Molecule: messenger RNA, 2301 nt
Organism: Chionomys nivalis (European snow vole)
Lineage: Eukaryota; Metazoa; Chordata; Mammalia; Rodentia; Cricetidae
Gene: Stk38l
Product: serine/threonine kinase 38 like
Exons: 13
Coding region: 116-1510 (464 amino acids)
Biological process (GO): peptidyl-serine phosphorylation; intracellular signal transduction
Molecular function (GO): protein serine/threonine kinase activity; ATP binding
Source: RefSeq, a predicted model, not a curated record
GGUCCCGCCUCUCGGGGCGGGGCGGGGCGGGGCUUGGCGCGGUGGACGCUCGCCGCGGGCUGCAGUGGCUGAGGAGGCUGAGCAGCCGCGGGCGACCCGGGCAGUUCCGGUUACUAUGGCAAUGACAGCAGGGGCAACAACCACCUUUCCUAUGAGCAACCAUACCAGGGAGAGAGUGACUGUGGCCAAGCUCACACUGGAGAAUUUUUACAGCAACCUGAUUUUGCAGCAUGAAGAGAGAGAAACCAGGCAGAAGAAAUUAGAAGUGGCCAUGGAAGAAGAAGGAUUGGCAGAUGAGGAGAAAAAGUUACGCCGAUCACAGCAUGCUCGUAAAGAAACAGAGUUUUUACGCCUCAAGAGGACCAGACUUGGCCUGGAUGACUUUGAGUCUCUGAAGGUGAUCGGGAGAGGAGCUUUCGGAGAGGUACGGCUGGUCCAGAAGAAAGACACAGGGCACAUCUACGCCAUGAAGAUCCUGAGAAAAGCCGACAUGCUCGAGAAAGAGCAGGUGGCUCACAUCCGAGCAGAGAGAGACAUUCUGGUGGAAGCAGACGGUGCCUGGGUGGUGAAGAUGUUCUACAGCUUUCAGGACAAGCGGAAUCUCUAUCUGAUCAUGGAAUUUCUUCCUGGAGGUGACAUGAUGACAUUGCUAAUGAAGAAGGACACCUUGACAGAAGAGGAGACGCAGUUCUACAUCUCAGAGACUGUCUUGGCGAUCGAUGCAAUCCACCAGCUGGGCUUUAUCCACCGGGACAUCAAGCCAGACAACCUUCUACUGGAUGCCAAGGGACACGUAAAGUUGUCUGACUUUGGUCUAUGCACGGGGCUAAAGAAAGCUCACAGGACUGAAUUUUAUAGGAACCUCUCACACAACCCCCCAAGCGACUUCUCGUUUCAGAACAUGAACUCCAAGCGGAAAGCGGAGACGUGGAAGAAGAACAGGAGGCAGCUGGCGUAUUCCACAGUCGGAACGCCAGACUACAUUGCUCCGGAAGUUUUCAUGCAGACUGGCUACAACAAACUGUGUGACUGGUGGUCCUUGGGAGUGAUCAUGUAUGAAAUGCUGAUAGGCUUCCCACCUUUCUGCUCCGAGACACCUCAGGAGACAUACAGAAAAGUUAUGAGCUGGAAGGAGACACUGGCUUUUCCUCCAGAAGUGCCUGUCUCUGAGAAAGCCAAGGACUUGAUUCUCAGAUUUUGUGCUGAUUCUGAAAACAGAAUUGGGAAUGGUGGUGUAGAAGAGAUCAAAGGUCACCCCUUCUUUGAGGGUGUAGACUGGGGACAUAUCAGGGAAAGGCCGGCAGCCAUCCCUAUAGAAAUCAAGAGUAUCGACGACACCUCCAACUUCGAUGACUUCCCUGAGUCUGACAUCUUACAGCCGGUGCCGAAUGCGGCGGAGCCCGACUACAAAUCCAAAGACUGGGUUUUUCUCAAUUACACCUAUAAAAGGUUUGAAGGGCUGACUCAGCGUGGCUCCAUCCCCACGUACAUGAAAGCUGGGAAAUUAUGAGGGAUGAGUGCAGUUCCGCAGCCGAGAACUCAGGUAGCUGCCUCUGCAGGCUGGCAGCGCCAGCACCAGACACUCACCAGCCCGAGGAACUUCUGCAGGGUCGGAUUCUGAGACUGCUACAGGAAUCGCUCGGCUUUUUUUUUUUUUUUUUAAUAUUAUUUGUAUUAACUUUAUUAUACAAGGUACUGGAACAAGGAACGGAUAUUCCCUCCUAACUGCACGGCCUACGUGCAUGUUGAGGUCCAUCCUGCCAUGUGCUGAGCUCCCCACUACAACACUAAUCCAGCCAGAGCUGCGUAGCACUGACCGCACCGCGGCAGCCAGAGGUCACUCUCGGUGUCCCUGCUUCACUGCAAAGCACGUGGUUCUUGAAUCAGUAAAAAGAAAAAGCCAUCUGUAGCUACUGCUAGAACAUUCGCCCUGCUCGUUUGGACAUCAUAGCUCUAGGUGAAGACGGUUUCCGUGCUGGUCCUAAGGAACUGAAGGAGAAGUACGCUCUCACACAGAUCCCGGGGCAGGGAAGGCGAGCUUCUGUCAGGGUGAGGAUGUGUCUGCCUCCCUCCAGCAUCUGCCAAGGUUGACUGCGCUGAGAGGUGGUAGUAAUUGUUUUACACACGCAGGGAGACAUUUGUGCAAAUGUCGGUUACUUUUCUUGUGACAUGAGGACUUCUUUUUUAACAAGAGGACAGGCAUUAUUUUAACAGGGUGAUGGUGAGUUGAGUUUCAGAAAUGACCAUGAAAGCUGCUUGUAGAACCUAGAGUAUUUUUAUUAAAUAUUUUUUUAAAUGUCA